ACGACGGCCAGAGCCGGGUGGGCAUGGGGAGUGGGUCAGGGUCACCCGAGUGGGACUGAGCACCCACUGCGGGAAAGGGUCCCGGAGGGAGCCAGGAGUAGGACAGGGCUGGGAAGGAGCAGCGAAGCGGGGUUAAGGGGAGAAGGGUGCUGGGUCACCCCUUGGAGCUGGGGUCCUGAUGCAGCCCCCCACCCGCAGGGCCAUGCAGGAGGAGCUGGGCUGUCCCCAGCCCCUCGGGGACUGAGCCGGGACACCCGUGGACGGGGCAGCAGAGGGGUGCUUCCAGCUAUGGGAGGCCCAUGGCAGCCCCCCGGCACCUGCGUGCUGCUGGUACUGCUGCUCGCACUCCCGAUGCUUCGGGUGCGAGCAACACAUCCUGACUGCUCCGUCGUCCUCUAUUUCCAAGAGCAAGAAGCUGAAUGUCUGGAGAUUAUCAGGCGUGAAAGCCAAACGCCAGCCCCCCCCGGGCAGCAAGGCUGCCUGACCGAGUGGGAUGGAGUGAGCUGCUGGUCAGCCCUGCCCGUCGGCCAGUCCCGAGCCGUCGCCUGCCCUGAAAUCCUCCAUGUCUUCAAGAAGUCCAAAGUGCUGAUCCGGAGGAACUGUACCGAGUCGGGAUGGAGCUUCCCCAGCCCUCCCUACUACAACGCCUGCGAGCUGGAGGCCAUUGGCAGCAAUAAUGACACCGAGGCCAAGAAAGGCUAUUUUGUCACCAUGAAGGUGCUUUACACCUGCGGCUACUCCACGUCCCUGGCAGCCCUGUUGUUGGCCAUCGGCAUCUUCUCCUGCUUCAGGAAGCUGCAUUGCACCAGGAACUCCAUCCACAUCCACUUCUUCACAUCCUUCAUACUUCGCGGGGCUGCCGUGUUCAUCAAGGAUGCUGUCCUCUUCUCAGAUGAGUCCAUCGACCACUGCACGAUGUCGACGGUGAACUGCAAAGCAGCCAUCGCCUUUUUCCAGUACUCAGUCCUGGCCAACUUCUACUGGCUGUUGGUGGAGGGCAUGUACCUGCAGACCCUGCUGCUGCUCACCUUCACCUCCGACAAGAGGUACAUCUGGUGGUACAUCCUCAUCGGCUGGGGCGUCCCCAUGCUUACAGUCUGCGUAUGGGUGGUCACCAGGCUGCAGUACGACAACCACGGAUGCUGGGACGACUACACCAGUCUCUACUGGUGGGUGAUCAAGGCUCCCAUCCUCCUGGCCAUAUUUGUGAACUUCCUUAUCUUCCUCAAUGUCACCAGGAUAUUAGCACAGAAGAUCCGGUCCCCGGACAUCAGCAAAAACUACAAGCAGCAGUACAUGAGGCUGACGAAGUCCACGCUGCUCCUUAUCCCUCUCUUCGGGGUACACUACGUGGUGUUCGCGCUCUUCCCUGAGCACAUCGGUGUGGACGCCCGGCUGUACUUCGAGCUGGUCCUUGGCUCAUACCAGGGGUUCCUGGUGGCUCUGCUGUACUGUUUCCUGAAUGGGGAGGUCCAGGCUGAGAUCAAGAGGAACUGGGGCAAGUGGCAGUCCUCCAUGGAGAGCAACGUCUUCAACCUGGCGACCCAAGACUUCACAGCAUGACAAGGACAGCGUUUGGGGGGAAAUACUUCCCCGAGGAUGUUGGUGGUGGUGCAGCUCCACAGCUAUGGUCCCAGAAACACAAUAAGAAGGGUUUUGUAGGUUCUGGGUCUGGCAUCCUCAGAGGGUGGUGUGAAGGGCUGUUGGGAAAGGUUCUGCCUGCUCAGGUGCUGGUAGCUCUCAUGGAUCCAUGAUGGUGUCUCACCUGCCCAAAGCUCCCUUCAUGGUUUGGUCAGUAUUUUAGGCAAAGGGAAAAGAGCUUCUCCACCUUUUCUGCCCCAGGACUGGGUAGGAAACACAAAUAUAAUUUCACAAAGGACAUCUGGCAUUUUUCAUUCAGCACUGGAGUGAAAACUGAAGUGGCCCCAACCUGGAGGGUUUUUUUUCCCCUCCUUUGGUUUACAAAAUCAUUUCCCUUAUGGGAAGAUGCCUAGACACAGCCCCCAGGAGCCAUUCUGAGGGUGGGAGAAGCAAAUACAGAGACAGGCAAAAACUGACAGCUCUCUAUGUGAGACUCUUGAUGGUCUCAUGACUCAGAUCCUCCCCUGCUUUCCAGAAUGUUUCCAUUUCUCCCUGCCCAUUGCUUCAGCUGCACUCGGUGCCGGGAAAGAUAGUCCAUCAUCCUUGCCAUGCCAGCUCGUAGGGGCUCUGCACCUCUCCCAGGGGCUUUGUACCAGAGAGAUAGGAUGGUUUGCAAGCAGGGACUCACCUGUCUUCACUGAGGACUCAUUUGCCUGGAACUAGCGAGGUUUUUGCCAAUAAAAUCUUGUUCUGA
Messenger RNA from Harpia harpyja (harpy eagle), 2335 nucleotides. RefSeq names its product vasoactive intestinal polypeptide receptor 1-like. Gene Ontology annotation, cellular component: plasma membrane. The transcript has 13 exons. Gene Ontology annotation, biological process: adenylate cyclase-modulating G protein-coupled receptor signaling pathway; cell surface receptor signaling pathway. The record is from RefSeq and is a predicted model, not a curated record. Bases 289 to 1563 code for a protein of 424 amino acids. Gene Ontology annotation, molecular function: peptide hormone binding; G protein-coupled peptide receptor activity; vasoactive intestinal polypeptide receptor activity. Lineage: Eukaryota; Metazoa; Chordata; Aves; Accipitriformes; Accipitridae.